AUGACUGAUCGUCGCUUUGAUCCGUCCGUGCUGGCCACGCCUACCCCCCCUGGCGACGAUCUAGACAUGGAAUUAUCCGAGAAACAUGUUGAGCCUCAAGACAUCGAAUCAAAUUUCAUCAAAGCUAUCGGGCUUUCUUCUUUGAUUCAUCCUACGCAUGACCGGCGCCAAUCGGACUUUCUGUUAAUUGACAAAGAUUUCUCCUCAACAUCACUACUUAAUCUAGCCUCAGCACAGAAUCUCAUGGCGGACGCUUGCGAUGUCUUCGGCCUAUCACUGCCAGAAUUCGAAUACAUGACGGAGUUGUACUUCGACACAAUGAAUCAGUUCUCUCUAUUUCAUCGACCCUCUUUUGCGAAAAAAGUCCAGGCUAUCAAGAUAUCUAGCCAUCGACAAGCACUCUUUGCAGCCAUGUUCUCACAUUCAGCCAGAUUCCAGUCUGAAGACUCUCUCUCUCACCACGAGUCAGAUUCCAUGAGAUUUCAUAACCAAGCGUUGGAUUUGAUAUAUGAAUCGCUCGAUGAAGCUUCCGACGAGCAGCCAAGUCUAUGCCUUCUACAAGCGAUGGUCUUGGUGACUUUCUAUGAGCUCACCAAGGGAGUCAAGGGACGUGCAUGGAGGCUCUUGGGAUCCUGCGUGCGGGUCGCGUAUGAGCUCCAUCUACAUCUCAUUGAUUAUGAGGCUCUCGAGGAGAAUUACAAAGUUGGCCGUGACUUAUCGCGUUGGAUUGAAGAAGAAGAGGGACGGCGGUGCUGGUGGGCGAUUUGGAAAAUGGAUGUAUUUGCAAGUGUUAUCCGAAGACUGCCAACAGCAAUCGACUGGAAUAUGAUUGAUACCUACCUUCCUGCUUCGGAUGAGCAUUGGUUUUCCAACCAAUACUGCCGAAGCUGCUUCCUGGAGCGAGAUCCAGUUGCUCGACCAAAGGCGUUGAAAGACUGUGGAAAUGAAAACCCUGAGGCGUGGGUUAUCAUCAUCACUUCGAUUGGGAUUUUGAUGGAUAUGAAUGCUGAGAGAUGUUCCGAUCAAAUUCUGCACUAUUUCCGCAAUUCAUUCAGCAAGAGGAAGAGGCAGGAAGACUCGUCGCGACUACAAUCACUGGUCCACGCUUUAGAAUGCACCACUGCCGCUAUGCCUCAGUCUCUUCACCAUGAUAAUAGCCCGCUGGACUUUGAGGCUCAUUGUUCUCCCGGUGUCUACGACGCUGGGGUUAAGCAACUUCAAAGCACAAAGUACAACAUAUACCUCAGUCUAAAGCACGCUCAAUUCAUGAUAUAUCAUCAUCACGCCUUCGAUGAAAUUGUUGUGGGUACAAUAUUCUGCCCUGGAGAAAUUCCGCCUCGCAGAAAUGCCGGACGCCCAGACGCACGUCAGGAUCCGCAAGAGUGGCAUGUGAAACAUGUGAGCCCAUUCCUUGCAAGUACUGUCUGGUUGGCAGCCUCACUUCAGGUUCUGAGAGGUUUAUUUGGCAGAAGGGAACAAUCGCAAGAUUCGCUGCGCAAGUAUAGGAUUUUACGUACCACGUGCGAGAAAUUCACCGCAUUUUGGAAUACACCUCAAGCGUUGCUAGACAACCUGGAUACUUUGGAGGAACGACUCAAUCAAUAUAGCCCAGCAUCAUCUCCCUCGACAACUGCUAAGCCAGUGCGCAGCUAUGCAGCCAGCCCUGCUACACUCGAUCCAAUUUAUUGCAGAUAUUCAAAUCCCGGAAGAAAUUAUCUGGAUCCUCAUUCCAGAACUCCUUUACAUUUUGCGACCGUUGACGAUCGGGAAACCCACAACGGUGCUGCGGAUGCAGAGGCUGAUUAUGCCAUGCGUACAAAUUGCGUUGCACCGGGGCAGAAUGAAAAUCUGGAAGUUUGGGAAACUGAAGAUUGGCAAGUUAAUAAUCCGGAGUUGGGAAGCUGGUUUUCUCAAUAUCUUUCAAGUCUUUUGAGAGAAACAUAUGUGAAUGGAGAUAUAGGUGGCCCUCCCUCAGAUCAAUAA
Penicillium pulvis is the source of this 1983-nucleotide messenger RNA. Its product is annotated as fungal specific transcription factor domain-containing protein. Gene Ontology annotation, cellular component: nucleus. NCBI's taxonomy places the organism in Eukaryota, Fungi, Ascomycota, Eurotiomycetes, Eurotiales, Aspergillaceae. Bases 1 to 1983 code for a protein of 660 amino acids. The record is from RefSeq and is a predicted model, not a curated record. Gene Ontology annotation, molecular function: zinc ion binding; DNA binding. The transcript is spliced from 4 exons. Gene Ontology annotation, biological process: DNA-templated transcription.